UGUAUUUUUGAGCCCAAUGGAAGUUUUACAACGUAGCCGUAUCAAUGGACAUCGCCCUCUUCUCUCCUUCUUCCCUUUUCGCCGGCUCCGACAACAGUUCCUCCGAAGAGGAAAGAAGUGAAACCCAUGAGAAUUUCGUAGAGCGUAAACACCAAUUUCCUGGAAUGGAAUUGCUCGUCCGGGAGUUUUCGUUCCAUCAGUUGAAUGCUAAUCUACUGUGGCCUGGCACAUUUGCAUUUGUUGAAUGGUUGGUUGAGCACAAGCAGUGGUUAGAGGGUAGGAGAGUGCUUGAGCUGGGGAGUGGAACCGGAGCUUUGGCCAUUUUCUUGAGAAAAUCUUUCAAACUCAACAUCACAACAUCCGACUAUGAUGAUGUUGAGAUUGAAGAGAAUAUAGCUUAUAAUUGCCAGGUGAAUGGAGUUACUCCAGUUGUUCCACACAUAAGACAUUCAUGGGGAGAUGUCUUUCCGAAUGCAAAUCCAGAUUGGGACCUAAUUAUUGCAAGUGAUAUUUUAUUGUAUGUUAAGCAAUACCCUAACCUUAUAAAGUCCUUGUCGUUUCUCCUCAACUCUUACAAAUCAAAAUCUAGCAAGGCUAUUUCUUGGAGUAAUGAUCCGAAUGAUUCGUGCCCUCUUACCCGGCCAGCGUUCUUGAUGAGUUGGAGGCGCAGGAUUGGGAAAGAGGAAGAGUCACUCUUCUUUACUGGCUGCAAAGAAGCUGGACUUGAAGUCGAGCAUCUUGGCUGUCGUGUUUACUGCAUCAAGCUAAGCAGUAACGCUUCUCAAUCCAGCUGAAUAUCUUGACACCAUAGCCAAAUCCUGGGAUCGAACAGACUGAUCUCGACUGGCUAGUUUGCUCGAUGCAAACGAGGCGUGGAACGAACUUAUGCUGUCGUGGAGACUACAAGCACACGUUGCCAUGUUACAGAUGGCAUUUGCUUUUGCUAACUUAAGUUCCGUUGUAUUUUUUUGUUGAGAUUUAAUUGAGUAGAAGUGUUUGAUAUGAUGAAAUUAUAACAUUUGUUAAACAUCACACUUUACUCCUCUUUGUGUUAA
Molecule: messenger RNA, 1055 nt
Organism: Salvia hispanica
Lineage: Eukaryota; Viridiplantae; Streptophyta; Magnoliopsida; Lamiales; Lamiaceae
Product: S-adenosyl-L-methionine-dependent methyltransferases superfamily protein
Source: RefSeq, a predicted model, not a curated record